CCGGGCCGCGGGCGCCCUCGCGCCUCUGCGCACCCCGCGCCGGGCUCCGAGGGCAGCGGAGAGGACGACCGCGACGACGACGAGGACGGUGCCGACUACUACGAGAACCUGCCCGGCGGCUGCCAGCCCGCGCCCGCGCCGGAGCCCGCGCCCGAGGGGGCGGAGGCGGAGCGGCGGCCCCCGCCUCCCCCGUCGGCGGGCUCCACCCCGCGGGCGGAGGGCGGCCGCCUGGAGACGGGCAGGCUGCAGACCCAGUUGCGAGAGGCCUAUUAUCUGCUGAUCCAGGCCAUGCACGACCUGCCCCCUGACUCGGGCGCGCGGCGGGGCGGCCACGGCUGGGCGGAUCGCAGCUGCCCUGCGGGAGCCGGGGCGCGGGGCCAGCCGCCUUCCCCCUGCGGCGCUGCCCACCGCCCCGCCCGCCCUCGGGACUGGGAGCGGGGAGGCGGCGGCCGCCCUUGGCAGCAGGUGUCCCCGCCCCGGUCGCCUCCGGGGGAGUCGGGGGGAGGCCGCCUGCGGACUCCUCGGAUGCGACUGUCCUGCAGCAGAAGCCUCGAGAGCCUCCGGGUGGGCGCCCAGCCGCCUUCCUUCCAGCGGUGGCCGAGCGACAGCUGGAUCAGGUGCGGCGGGCGCGGGGACCGGGACGAGCCCCCGCCACGUGGAGGCGGGAUGCACGGCUGGAGCGGAGGCAGCGCCCGGGCCGCGGCGCCGUCUGGCCUCCCGCCUCCCAGCUCCUCGCAGCCCGGGCGCUCCUCGGGAAGCCCUUUCGGGGACCCUGCGGGGUCCUCGGGGCUGCGCAGCGGCGGAGGGGACGGCCAGGAGGGGCUGCCCUUCCUCAGGCCGCCCGCGGUGACAGUCAAGAAGCUGCAGAAGUGGAUGUACAAAGGGCGCCUGCUGUCCCUGGGAAUGAAGGGUCGCGCCCGUGGGACAGCCCCCAAAGUCACAGGAACGCAGGCAAGCUCUCCACACCUGGGCGCUUUGAAAAUGCGAGAAAGCCAUGUCCUCGCGGUGCCUCCAGACCAAAGAAUUACGCUGACAGAUUUAUUUGAAAAUAUGUAUGGGUCUACAAUGAAGAGACGAGAACUUGAAGAUCUCAAGGAUAAUAUUGGGUUCAGAGGUCAUAAGCCACUUAACAGCAUUACUGUGUCAAAGAAACGCAAUUGGCUAUAUCAGAGUACUCUGAGAUCUUUUAAUUUGGAAGAAGAAAAUAAGAAAUGCCAAGAUAUAAGUAAUUUAUCUGUCUCCCCCCUCUCUCUACCUAAACAUCAGCUAUCACGACCUUUCCUCAAAUCAUCUGAAGAAUAUUGUACAUAUGUGGUGUGUAAUGCUACAAAUUCUUCAUUAUCAGGAAACUGUUCUCUAGACUUUAAUGAGGAAAAUGAUGCAGAUGAUGAAGGAGAAAUAUGGUACAACCCCAUUCCUGAGGAUGAUGACUUUGGGAUAUCAAAUGCUUUGAGUUUGGGUGAGGCCAACUCUGCUGUUCUGAAGUUUCCUGCUGUCGGUUUGAGAGUAUUACCUGGUAGCAACCUAAUGAAAGUAGAGCAGCGUACUGAAGACUCGCUCUGCUCCUCUGAACACACAGGCGAUGUUCAGACCACACAGUCAAAUGGAACGAAUUCUGUAGAUUCCAUCCAUUCCACAGGGUUUGGGCAGCAGUACAAGCAAAGGCUUGGACACAAGACACAAGAAGGUAUAACGGUGGAGGACACUCCCUUGGUGAAAUCUCCAUUAGCAGGUCCUGGGAUCCUGCCUGCUACAAGUAAGACUGAUUUGGGAGUUAUAGAACCAUCUUCUCCAAGCCCUAGCCCUAUGAAAAAAGGCAGUUCAAUUAAUUGGUCUUUCCCAGAUAAAAUAAAAUCUCCACGAACUGUGAGGAAACUUUCCAUGAAAAUGAAAAGGUUGCCAGAACUUAGCCGAAAACUGAGCGUUAAGGGAACCUUGAAUUACGUACACGGUGCAGAUAGUGCCCCUUCCUUGUCUAAAUGUAACUGUCAAGGAAUUCAUCAUAGUGUGAUUCUCUCUUCUGGGAACACAACCACAGCUGCUAGGAGGAAUGUUAUCAGUCGAUAUCAUCUAGAUACCAGUGUAUCUUCUCAGCACAGCUACCAGAAGAAAACCUCUGUGACUUCUAAGUAUUCCUGCAAAGGAGGUUACCUCAGUGAUGGAGAUUCACCUGAGCUUAUAACUAAAUCUAGCAAACAUGGAUCUGAAAACAAAUUUGGAAAAGGAAAAGAAAUAAUUCCAAACAUCUAUAGCAAGAAUGAAAUAGACAUUGAUGCUUUUAGACAUUAUAGCUUUUCUGAUCAACCUAAGUGUUCACAGUAUAUUUCUGGGCUCAUGAGUGUGCAUUUCUAUGGUGCUGAGGAUUUAAAACCACCUCGGAUAGAUUCGAAAGAUGUCUUUUGUGCAAUUCAGGUGGAUUCAGUAAACAAAGCAAGAACAGCUUUGCUCACGUGUCGGACAACGUUUUUAGACAUGGAUCACACUUUCAACAUAGAAAUUGAAAAUGCGCAGCAUUUGAAAUUAGUAGUAUUCAGUUGGGAACCCACUCCAAGAAAAAAUCGAGUGUGUUGUCACGGGACUGUUGUUCUCCCCACCUUAUUCAGAGUGACAAAGACACAUCAGUUGGCUGUCAAACUUGAACCGAGAGGUCUUAUUUAUGUGAAAGUAACUCUUUUGGAACAGUGGGAGAAUUCUCUUCAUGGACUAGAUAUAAAUCGAGAGCCAGAAAUAUUUGGUGUUGAUAUUCGAAAAGUUGUAGAGAAAGAGAAUACAGGAUUGAUGGUGCCACUCCUGAUACAGAAAUGUGUUAUGGAAAUUGAAAAAAGAGGCUGUCAGGUAGUAGGCCUUUACCGAUUAUGUGGUUCGGCAGCAGUCAAGAAAGAACUUCGAGAGGCUUUUGAGAAGGAUAGUAAAGCUGUUGAGCUCUGUGAAAACCAGUACCCAGAUAUAAAUGUAAUAACAGGUGUUCUUAAGGAUUAUUUAAGAGAACUUCCUUCUCCUCUGAUAACAAAGCAGCUUUAUGAGGCUGUAUUAGAUGCAAUGGCAAAAAAUCCUUUGAAAAUGUCAUCAAGUGGUUGUGAGAAUGACCUCAGUGACUCUAAGUACACUGUUGACCUGCUGGAUCGUCUGCCUGAUGUUGAGAAGGCGAGUCUAACGAUGUUGUUGGAUCACUUGAAAUUGGUGGCUUCUUAUUAUGAAGUGAAUAAGAUGACCUGUCAGAAUCUGGCCGUGUGCUUUGGACCAGUAUUAUUGAGUCAGAGGCAAGAGACUUCCACCCAUAACAACAGAGUCUUUACUGAUUCAGAAGAACUUGCAAGUGCUUUGGAUUUUAAAAAACAUAUUGAAGUUCUUCAUUACUUACUUCAACUCUGGCCAGUGCAGCGUUUAACUGUUAAAGAAUCAACAGACAAUUUGUUCCCAGAGCAGAAGUCUUCUCUAAAUUAUAUGAGGCAGAAGAAAGAACGACCUUACCUGUUAAAUUUGAGUGGUACUGAGUCAUCAAGAGUACUUAGGCCCAGGCAAACCAGAUUAGACAGUCCUCUUAGCAAUCGCUAUGCAGGGGACUGGAGCAGCUGUGGAGAGAACUACUUUUUAAAUACGAAAGAACAUUUAAAUGAUGUGGAUUAUGAUGAUGUCCCUUCUGAAGAUGGAGAAAAUUGUAGCAAAAUGUAUGGACCAGGUAUAGUGAUUGAACAGCCAAGUCCCGUGUCCAAGGAGUGCACAUUGCAGACAUAUUUGACAAUGCAGACAGUUGAGUCUACAGCAGAUCGAAAAGCCAAUCUCAAAGAUCUACAAGAAAGUAUUGACACUUUGAUUGGAAAUCUGGAGCGUGAGCUCAACAAAAACAAGCUUAAUAUGAGUGUGUGAGAUUGAGAGUUUUUAUUUGGUUUUUCAUAAUACUUUAACCUGUCAAAUCAAUCUUUCUCACUUUCUUAUACCUCUCACAGUGACGUUUUUCUUAUUUUACUCUUGAAACCUUCAAUUAGUUUCUAAGUUCAUGUGAUUCAAUUAAAAACUAUUCAUUAUUAGAAUUUUUACUUAUCUCAUUAGAAAAUUUUUCUUGGGGUAAAGAUAACAUGGACUUCUUGUGGGUAUUUUAAUGAAUCUUGCCAAUUUUUUGGAGAUAACUUUUAAAUGCACUUGUAAGGUUCAGAGAAGUUAUUAGCCCCUUAAGAUUUCUGUACUUUCUAGGAACUGCUCUUCUGUAGCUGAAAUAGAUGUUCCCUUUAGGGGAAUGCUGCAGCUGCGCAGUCUGAUUUGCGGUAUGAGUCCAUGUGCACUGCAACAUCAUUGAUCAGAUUUCAUUUGCAAUGCAAAUGCUGCUAUAAGAAAACCUUCCUAUAAAUAAAAGUAAAAUUAUACAAAUAUUAAUGUAUUAACAUCCAGUAAUUAUUUAAAUGCUUAUAAAAUUAAAUAUUUUUAUAAUCCUGAAAAUAUGUAUAUAUUUAUAAGUGCCUAUAUGUAAAGGUAUUAGAAUGGGGAGAGGGAUUUGCUGCAGAAUCACAUGUAUCUUUAAAGUAUCUAUGUCAUGAGGCCAAAAUUAUUAGCUUAAAAUAUCUUUUUCAGGGAAGGAACUUUUAAGUUAAAGGAGGAGCUGUACAGAAACACUUGAACCAAAACACUAGAAGCAUCUGAAUAGAAAUAAUAGACUUUCUUUUUUUGAUUCACUGAAAGUCACAAUAUCCCCAGUGAGAAGUCAUCUUUUAAAUUGAAAUCCUCUAACUUCUUAAGGGAUUAAGUGCCCAGAUUUCUGCACUAGGGACUUAGAUUAAAAUAAUCUUUACCUAUUCUAUGCAUUUUUAUGUUCUGCUUUAUGAAACAAAGUAAUUAUACUUAAAAUGUAUUUAUUUGUAGUAGUGCAUUUAUAACAAUGACUUUAUAAUUACCCUCAUUUGUUUCUAAAGAAAUCUUGCCAGCAUACUACAUGUUAUUGAUUUUUAAAAGAUAACUUAUUUUGGCUAAGUAUAUCUACAAAGUAGUCAUUAUAGUAAUCACCGCAGUGUUUGGAAAUGUAAACUGAGAAGUCUUUUUUAUUAAAUUGGAAUGUAUUUUUUUAACUUUUAUACCCACAGAAUGUGUAAUUUUUUUAAAUUAUAAAUAAAAUUUGAAUUACCAACUUAAAGACGUAGCAGCCAUUAAAAAAACUGACUUCUUGAUGUUUUCCUACACAUUGAAGUAUUUAACUAUUUCUAUGCAAUAUAGGUUGGUAAAUGGAACACCUCGUUAUUUAAUUUGAAAACUCAAUUGUUAAAAAAACAGAUAAAGAACUACUUUUAUAUGAAAUUUUCAUUUUUUAAAGCUUUGUAUAGCAAUUCAGAAGAAUACCAAAAGAGUAUGUGACAGGUAUGUAUGUUGAGUAAACAGUCAAAAGAAAUGUACUUCAGGUGUUUUGUGGGAGGACUGUCUCGGUCUUCUUCCCUUUGUUUGCUUUAUCAUGUCUGUUGGAUGAACUGAAUACGAUGUUCCAGCAAUGUGAACGUUUUAUUAAAAUAUUAUAAGCUUGG
Messenger RNA from Equus caballus (horse), 5504 nucleotides. It is a transcript of the gene SYDE2, whose product is annotated as synapse defective Rho GTPase homolog 2. The record is from RefSeq and is a predicted model, not a curated record. Gene Ontology annotation, molecular function: GTPase activator activity. Gene Ontology annotation, biological process: cell migration; regulation of Ras protein signal transduction; signal transduction. Gene Ontology annotation, cellular component: synaptic membrane. Lineage: Eukaryota; Metazoa; Chordata; Mammalia; Perissodactyla; Equidae.